AUAACUCCCUUCACCAUUGCAUCUCCUCCUUUGGGUUUUCUCUUCUCCUUAUCCGCCAUGGCUCCGCCUUAUCGAGACUCGUUUCCCUCCAAUCACGACGAUCUUCUUCGCUACUCUUCCUCCUCCGAUCGUCAUCUCUUCUUCCCUACCACCCCGCUCGACUCUUCUCCCUCCUCUCCGCUUUCUUUCCCGCUCUUUCCCGAUCUCCAUCGUUCCAACCCUGAUCAUCCUCACUCGUUAGGGUUCCAUCACCAGGAGGAUGAUCAAGUUCAUGAAAGCAAUCAAGAAGUGGAAACUGGCCUAAGCUUUACAAUUUGGAAGAGUGAAACUUCAAGCAAUGAUCAUAACCAUAACGAUUCGGUCAAGUGGUCGUCUUCUUCCUCUUCUUCGUCUUCCAAGAUCAGGUUGGUUAUAAAUUAUAACCAAACCGAGACACCCACCAAGACGAUCGAUGCCCACCGGAAUUUCCAAGAUCUCAACCCGAUGUCACCCUCACCGUCACCAUCCCCGUCUGAUCAGACCAACAAACGAAACACGUUAAACGACGGUGGUGGCGCAAUUAUCAGAACCUGUUCCGAUUGCAACACCACAAAAACUCCCCUUUGGAGAAGCGGCCCAAGAGGUCCCAAGUCAUUAUGUAACGCCUGCGGAAUCCGGCAGAGAAAAGCAAGACGAGCAAUGGCGGAAGCAGCGAACGGCGGAAACUCGACGGCGGUAGUUUUGAAAACAAACAAGGCGAUAAUAAAACCAGCGGCGACAAUGAAGAGAAAACACAAAGAAGUGGUCGCCGCCACCACCACCACCGCCGCCGCCGCCGCCGCUUCCGCCGCUGGGGGCGGAGGGAGAAGGAAGCUUUGUGUUGAAGAUGUGAAAAUGGGGAGGCGAUUGAGCGAGAUUUCUUCAACUUACCAACGAGUUUUCCCGCAGGAUGAAAGAGAAGCUGCCAUUUUGCUUAUGACUCUAUCUUAUGGGCUUCUUCAUGGUUGAAUUUUAUUUUUUAUUUUUAACUUAUUAUAUGUUUUUUUUCCCUAGUUAAUGCCCCU
This is a messenger RNA of Cucurbita moschata (crookneck pumpkin), 1043 nucleotides long. RefSeq names its product GATA transcription factor 21-like. The coding region runs from base 58 to 987 and encodes 309 amino acids. The record is from RefSeq and is a predicted model, not a curated record. NCBI's taxonomy places the organism in Eukaryota, Viridiplantae, Streptophyta, Magnoliopsida, Cucurbitales, Cucurbitaceae. The transcript has 4 exons. Gene Ontology annotation, biological process: regulation of DNA-templated transcription. Gene Ontology annotation, molecular function: zinc ion binding; sequence-specific DNA binding.